CAUGGGCGGGUCACGGGUGGCAGCAGGGGAGGGCCGCCGCGCGCCGGACCAGGCCGUCGGCAGGAGGGCCGCGUCUAGAACCUCCGCACCCCGCGGAACGAAGCUGGAGGCCAUCGAGCUGGAGCUCGAUGCUAAGCCGCCGCCGGUGGCGGGUGGCAGGAGAGCGACGGAGCUGGCCAUGACGCUGCUAGCGGAGCUGUGCGCGUGCGCGGAUGGGUGCGCGGCGGUGACCGCGCCCCAAGAAGGGCGUCGUCGUGGUGGCGCGGCGGCUGCUGCGCCGUGGCCUGCGGACCGAAGCUGUGGCCGGCGCUACGAAACAGGUGGGAAGCAAGAAGGCCUCUGCACGCCGGAGCAGGGGCAGGCAGGAGGGCCGCUGCUCGCCGGAGCAGGAGGGAGCAAAGUGCGAAUCGGAAGCAGGAGGGGCAAGCCGUAGGUAUGAGUGGUCUGGAGCAAAAAAACCAACAUUGAAGGAUGUCCUACAGCCAAUUUUCCGUUAAUUUAGCGCUAUAUAAACUCUACCCGUGCGUAUUCGAGCCCCCACAUCCUCCCGGCACACGAAGUCUUUGCUAUCACGCCGUUCUCGGCCUCGAGCAGCAGCAGCCAGCAGCAGCAGUGCAGCGCGGGCGUAAGAGCCGGGCGCGCGAAGGAGAAUCCCACGGAGCUUGGCCGACGAUGGCGGCGGCGUGGUGGUGGCCGUCGCUUCCGGCGUGGCUGGGGUCCGAGGCCGUGUGGUUCGUCGCGCUCAACGCCGUGGUCGCCGCCGUCGCAAUCCUGUCCUCCCGUGCGCGGCCAUCUCUGGCGGCGACGCCACGCCGCGGCGGCGGCGGCGUUACGCGCAGGGCCUCCUCGGCGGUGCUGCAGAGCCUCCGCUCCUUCUCCAUCUUCUCCUUCCCGUCCGCCUGCAUGUCGUUCCUCCAGCCCGACGCCGCCGCAGCCGCCUAUCAAGAAACAGAGGAGCUGGUGCGUGUGCGUUCACCCACCAACAAGCCGCUGCCGUCGCCGCGAGCGCUCGUGCUAGCACCACCGCCACCCGUGCCGGCGGCAGGUGAGGAGGAUGUGGACGACAACGAUGAAGAGUACGAGGACGAGGACCCGAACGCGAUGAGCAUGGACGAGGCCUACGCGCUGGUCCUGGCGUCUCGGCAGCGGCCGGAGCGGGAGCAGGAGGAAGCGGCGAGGCUGUCCGUGGUGGAUGCCAAGGCGGAGGAGUUCAUCCGGAGGUUCAAGGAGGACCAGCGGCAGCAGCGGCUCAACUCCAUCUUCAACUACACCCAGAUGCUCAAACAGCGUGGGCUCGCCGGUGGCCGCCGGCCGCCGGAUGCGAGGCCAGAUCAGCUUUAGAGUAUUUGACUCAGUGACGUAUUCAAUUCUUUUAGAUUUUGGUCAGCAUUUUUAGGGGGCCAACUAUCUUUUGAUGUUUUUUUAUACACUUAAGUAUCUUUUGAUUUGGUGUUUUUUGUUUGUUUGUAAAUAAGCUAGCAUAUAGUGUGCAGGUGUAUAUCUUGUGGCUUGGACAGAACUUUUUUUUUCUUGGCCAGAACAUUUGUUUGGUGUAUAUCUUCUAGCUUGAACAUAAUUAUAAUAAUAACAUUGUUCAGUGACA
This is a messenger RNA of Panicum virgatum (switchgrass), 1603 nucleotides long. RefSeq lists its product as uncharacterized. NCBI's taxonomy places the organism in Eukaryota, Viridiplantae, Streptophyta, Magnoliopsida, Poales, Poaceae. The transcript has 2 exons. The record is from RefSeq and is a predicted model, not a curated record. The coding region runs from base 472 to 1341 and encodes 289 amino acids.